CCUCCUUCCUCUCUCACUUUUUAAGAUCUCACCAAACCAUUUCUCCCUCUCAUAUAUCUCUCUCUCUAAAACCACUUCCAAAUCCUCCAUUAAACAUCAUAUCAAUCACCUACAAAACAUACAUACCACAAGAGUAACCAAUCUCAUCUCUACAUAUAAACACACAAAAACACCAAAAUCAAAAGAUUCACCAAAUAACAAUUAUCCAAUCAACAAAUCAAACCAUGCUUUCAAAUCCACAAAACUCACAAUCCUUUUUCACCACCACCACACCCACCGGUUGCAACAAACAAACCUCUCACACAUGUGUCACUAACCGCAUCCCAGACACCAUAGCUCGGUUUCACACACACCCGGUUAGCCAAAACCAAUGUUGCUCAGCCGUCAUCCAACAAGUCAACGCCCCAGUCAACACAGUUUGGUCCGUAGUUCGUCGGUUUGAUAACCCACAAGCAUACAAACAUUUUGUCAAAAGUUGCAACGUUCUAGACGGUAAUGGAACCGACAUUGGAACGUUGCGACAAGUAAACAUUAUAUCUGGUCUACCAGCGGUUAAUUCAACUGAACGUCUUGAAAUACUUGAUGAUGAACAUCAUGUAUUUAGUUUUAGUAUUGUGGGUGGUGAUCAUAGACUUUCUAAUUAUAAAUCUGUUACUACUUUACAUCCAACAGCCAAUGGAAAUGGGACAGUUGUUGUUGAGUCGUACGUUGUGGAUAUUCCACAUGGGAAUACAAAAGAAGAAACUUUUGGUUUUGUUGAUACCAUUGUGAAAUGUAAUUUACAAUCUUUAGCUAAGAUAGCUGAGAAUAUCAAGAUUUGAUAAAUUAUAUAUACAUGAUGAUCAAAGAAUGUAUGUAAA
This is a messenger RNA of Erigeron canadensis, 860 nucleotides long. RefSeq names its product abscisic acid receptor PYL4-like. NCBI's taxonomy places the organism in Eukaryota, Viridiplantae, Streptophyta, Magnoliopsida, Asterales, Asteraceae. Gene Ontology annotation, cellular component: cytoplasm; nucleus. Gene Ontology annotation, molecular function: signaling receptor activity; protein phosphatase inhibitor activity; abscisic acid binding. The transcript has a single exon. The coding region runs from base 225 to 821 and encodes 198 amino acids. Gene Ontology annotation, biological process: abscisic acid-activated signaling pathway. The record is from RefSeq and is a predicted model, not a curated record.